AUGUCAAAAAAAGAUAAUCGCAAAUGGAUAAGUCUCAUAGCACUUGUUCUACAAACUACCAGUCUUGUACUUCUAUUACGUUAUUCAAAAACAAUAAAAACUGAACAAUAUUUAUCAUCAACGGCUAUUGUUACUGCUGAAAUUAUCAAAGGAUUGAUUUGUAUUUUUCUUGUUUGGUUAGAAAGUGAUCGUUCAAUGAAUCGAUUAUUUCGAGUAAUCAAACAAGAAAUCUAUGCUAAACCUUAUGAUACUUCUAAAUUAGCUAUACCAAGUGGAUUAUAUGCAAUUCAAAAUAAUCUUUUAUUUAUUGCAUUAUCUUAUUUAAAUGCAGCAACAUAUCAAGUAACUUAUCAAUUAAAAAUUUUAACUACCGCUUUAUGUUCUGUAGUUAUACGCAAAAAAAUAAUAGAAAAACAUCAGUGGUUUUCUUUAUUUAUACUUACUAUUGGUGUUGCAUUUGUAACAUGGCCAUCAUCAGAUGAAAUUCAUAAACGUUCAACAGCACAAAGUCAAGCAACUUGGUUACAACAACUUAUGGGUUUUGGUGCUGUAUUAAUAGCUUCAUUUACAUCCGGUUUUGCUGGUGUUUAUUAUGAAGAAAUUCUUAAAACUGAAUCAACAUCAAUUUGGAUUAGAAAUAUUCAAUUAGCUCUUUUUGGAACACUCUUUGGUUUGACCAUUAUGUUUUGCUUGGAUUAUGAAGCUGUGAUGGAUAAAGGUUUCUUUCAAGGAUAUUCAACAAUUGUAUGGAUAAUUGUACUUAUUCAAGUAAAUAAAAUUAAUAAACAUUUAACUCUGAAAUAUGUUUAUUGUUCUAGGCAAUUGGCGGUUUGA
Rotaria sp. Silwood1 is the source of this 834-nucleotide messenger RNA. Lineage: Eukaryota; Metazoa; Rotifera; Eurotatoria; Philodinida; Philodinidae. The record is from the annotation of a GenBank genome assembly.